AUUUUUAUUUUUUUUUGCUCAAAAGAAAGCUUAGGUAUUUUUCUUUAAGAGCUUUGUGGUCGCUUAGUGGGAUGCAACUUGUGUAUCAAUCAAAAUUAGCGUUUAGUAACUCGAAACAGCGGUUUUUUUAAUUUUUAAUAUAUGACCUAUUGUCUUCUUUUUUUCGUAUUAUUGUGUAAGUGUCUCGGAAACCUGAAAAUAAAACUUAUAUGAGAAGGUAUAUACAAUUACCUUUCCAACGGUAUAUAACACGCCUAACCAAAGUUUCAUACCCUCGAUACUGCCAUUCCCGUAGUUAAGGAUGAUUAAGAUUUUUCGUAGUCUAACACAGCAGGUACUCGAUUUUGUGCAUCCAAACUCUUUAUUAAUAGCUUUGCAGAAUUUUGAGUAUUAGAUUUGCAUACCUACUAGCACAAUAUUUAAAAGGUAUGAAGAAUAUGGGAUUUUCCGGUAGUUAAGGAUGAUUAAGAUUUUUCUUUGUACCUAACCACAGCAGAUUCGUCCAAACCUUUUCUCAAUAGAUAUUCAUACCUACUCGCGCAACCUAUAAGUAGCUAUAAUAAAUCAGCUAUAGUUUAUGAAGGCAGUGUAUGGUCAUUUUGAAGACCACUUUUUUAGAAACAGCGUUAAAAUAAAGACUGUGUUAUUUACAUAAUUAAUAUUUUCAGUAGCUAUGGCUCAUAAAAAGGCUAAACUUGAUAAAGAAAUUUUUGCUUCUUUUUGCUUUAAUCCCUUCAACAAAAAAAACCACGUUUCUUCAGAUACACGACGGCUUUCUGACGGCUUAAUAUCAAAAUUCCCUACGCUAUCAAAACGGAUGCGAAUUUGUGGAUCGUGCAGGAAAGAGCUCAGCAAAUUGAAGGAAUUACCGACUUCGAAAAGUAAUGAGCCUUGUGAAGACGUUAUUCCAGAUAGAGACCAUAUUGAAUCUGAGAAGGAUGACCGAAUUUCCGAUGACGAUGGCUCCAACUUUACUGAAGAAAAUAUGACUUCAAGGGAUGAGUGCCAAAACCAAUACCACAAGGAUGCAGUAAAAGUACUUGAGCAAAUAAAAGAAAAGUACAAAACUUCAACUAGUAGAGCAGAAAAAAUUCAACUUCUCACGCUUGCUCCACCGACAUGGAGUCGCGCAAAAACAAUGGCUGAGUUUGGAACAUCAGAAAGAAAAGCCAGGAUUGCUAAAAAAUUAGUUGCAGAGCAUGGCAUACUCACACUCCCAAACACAAAGAAAGGAAAACCUUUAGAGUGCAAAACUGAAGCUCUAGUGACUCAGUUUUAUCAGCGCGAUGAUAUGAGUCGCCUGAUGCCAGGGAUGAAAGACUGGGUGUCUGUACGAAUUGACGGUAAGAAAGUUCAAAUGCAGAAGAGGAUAAUUCUCUGCAACCUGAAUGAGCUGUUCGCGAGCUUUCAAUCUGAACACGAGGAUAUUAAAAUUGGAUUCACAAAAUUUACCCAGCUCAGGCCAAAACAUUGCGUCUUGGCAGGAAGCAGCGGAACUCAUACAGUAUGCGUUUGCAUUUAUCAUGAAAAUGUGAAGCUGAUGUUGAAGGAAAUCAACUUGAAUUAUUUAACAAAUGAUUCGCCGGAAGAUUUGAACAGUUACCGUGAUUGCCUUAAAUUGACAAUGUGUCCUAAUGUAUCAACUUCUUGCCACUUGGGUGAAUGCUCAAAUUGCCCGGGAACUACGUUCAUCAAAGAGAAUUUGGUCAAGUCUUUUGACCGAGAAUUUGUGGAGGAGGUCAAAUUUGAAUCUUGGCUGCAGUCUGAAAGGUGCACAUUGAAAACAGUUAUCUUAAGUGUGGACGAUUUUGUGGAAGAAAUUUGUACCGGAUUGGUAAACUUGAGAACCCAUGACUUUCUAGUCAAGGAGCAGCGGUCAUUCUUCGAAAAUUUGAAGAUACAUUUGCAGGCAGGUGAAUUCGUUAUUUCAUACGAUUUCGCAGAAAACUAUAAAUAUGUUAUCCAGGAUGCCAUACAAGCAUUCCAUUUCAAUAACGACCAAGCAACUAUAUUUACAAUAGUUAUUUACUACAUGAAAGAUGGAAAACUGGAACAUAAAAGUAUGGCAAUCAUAUCCGACGAUUUGAAGCAUGACGCCGUUGCUGUUUAUGAGUACCAGAAGAUAAUACUAAAUUAUCUAAAAUCCGAAUUCACAGUAGCGAAGGUAUACUACGUUUCGGAUGGACCUCGUCAGCAUUUUAAAAACAAAAGUAGCUUCGCAAAUCUUAUGGCUCAUGAAACAGAUUUCGAUACACCAGCUGAGUGGCAUUUUCAUCCUACUGCUCAUGGUAAAGGAGCAUGUGAUGGGCAAAGAAGUACUGUAAAGAAACUGAAAUAAUUUUUAGUAGCAAAGAUGAUCAUGCGGAAACUGCGAAAUCACUG
Rhagoletis zephyria (snowberry fruit fly) is the source of this 2382-nucleotide messenger RNA. RefSeq lists its product as uncharacterized. NCBI's taxonomy places the organism in Eukaryota, Metazoa, Arthropoda, Insecta, Diptera, Tephritidae. The record is from RefSeq and is a predicted model, not a curated record.